This is a messenger RNA of Dibothriocephalus latus, 369 nucleotides long. The record is from the annotation of a GenBank genome assembly. NCBI's taxonomy places the organism in Eukaryota, Metazoa, Platyhelminthes, Cestoda, Diphyllobothriidea, Diphyllobothriidae.
AUGAUUAUUAUUCUACUUCUUCUUCUCCGGCUUCUCUCCCUUGUCCUCUCCCUCCUGUUCCUCCUCUCUUCUGCUCCUCCUUCUACCUCCUCCUCCCUUUCUCCCUCCCCUCCAUCAUUUUCAUGCGUCUUCCUUCUUUGCAGACCGCCGUCGCAGCUGCCGUCGAGUUGUUACCACGGUAACAUCUUCCUGGAGCGUCUGCGGGUCCUUCGGUCUGGCGAACGGACCAAAAAACUCGCCUUUGAUCUCAUCUACCAGGGGGAUCUCGAUAUAGCACAGUUCGGCUGCCUGCGCAACAGGUCGUCUCUUUCUUUUUACUCCUCCUUCGAGACUGUUUCCGCCACUUCACAGCGUUACGCAAGAAAUUGA